Messenger RNA from Myotis daubentonii (Daubenton's bat), 3650 nucleotides. RefSeq names its product protein Shroom2-like. The transcript has 8 exons. The record is from RefSeq and is a predicted model, not a curated record. NCBI's taxonomy places the organism in Eukaryota, Metazoa, Chordata, Mammalia, Chiroptera, Vespertilionidae.
AUGGUCCCUCUCCAGCCAGCCACACCUGAGGCGGUGCUGCGGCCCAAGGUGUCUGUGGAACAAGCAGAUGCCCAGUGUCCGGAAGAUAGCCCAGGAGCACAUUGGGGCCUGCAGCACCUGGUCCAGGUGUCUGAGCCAUGCUGUGCCCAGGAAGCCCCAGAGGUGCCUCAGGAGGGGCAAGGCAGGGCGGGGACCCCACCCUAUGAUUACAGUUACUCCAAGGACCACCCACCCUUUGCCCCACUGCUACAGCCAGGCGCAGGGUCACAGGCGCAGAGAGGCCUCUGGGCCCUGCACACCGAGAGGCAGGACCCUCGGCCUGUGAGUGCCGCACUGCUCGCCAAGAGACUUGCCCCGUAGAGGCUGCCACUGCUCAAGUGGGAGCCCAGGCCUUGCAGGGGACCAGCCAGUGCCACCCCCGCAGGCACCCUUUCGGGCAAUCACCUGGCUGUGCCCAGCAGGCCCCUUCCCCCGCGGCCAUCUCCCGUACGCAGCCCCUGUGCCUUGGCAGAGAAGCCGAGUGGUGCCCAGCCCGCAGCCGGCCCCAAGGCUUCCGGGGAGCAGGACAGGCAGCAUGUAGGUGAGCACCCAGCCUGUCCUGAAGCCCUGCUGCCUUCCAAGUUCCGGCCCCUGCAGGCAUCUGCCAUGGAGACCUCGCGCUCCCGUUCUCCUCAGUUCGCCCCCUGCCUCCCAGACCGCCCCCCGCUCAUCCAGGAUGACAGCUCAAUAAGAAUAAAGCGGGUGACCUACAACACCACAGUGAAAAUGGUGCCCAUCAAGAUUGUGUACUCAGAGAGCCAGCCCGAGAAGGAGAGCCGCCAGGGCCUGGCCUACACUGCCGAGCUGCCUGCGCUGCUCAGCGGGUUGUAGAGAGACCAGAUCAAGACGCUGAGCACAUCUGAGCAGUCCUACUCCCGCUUCUGUCUAUACAGCCGCCCGGGCACUGAGCCCCAGCCCCCGGCCCAGCCCCCCGCCGCCCCCGAUGGCCGGGCCUCCCCGCCUGCGCUCAGCUACGGGAAGGCCAGGGAGAGGACCGCCGAGGACCUGAAGUCGGAGGAGCUGCUGCGGGAGAUAGUGUGCAAGGACAGGUCCCUGGUGGACAUCCUGGACCCCAGCGUGAAGGUCAGGACCACCAUGGACCUGAUGGAGGGCAUCUUCCCCAAGGACCAGCAGCUCCUGGAGGAGGCGCAGCAGCGCCGGAAGCUGCUGCCCAAGGUCCCCUCUCCCAGGGCCGUGGAGGACAAGAGAGAGGAGCCAAGCAUGCCUUCAGCCAUGUCCCUGGCCACCAAUUCUGCAUACUACAGCACAUCGGCCCCCAAGGUGGAGCUGCUGAUCAAGAUAAAGGACCUGCAGGAGCAGCAGGAGCCCGAGGAGGACUUGGGGAGUGACCUGGACCAUGACCUGUCUGUUUCUGAGCAGGAGCUCAUCAACAGCAUUGGCUGAAACCUGCAGGUGCUGCAGGGAGCACGGGAGAGCCCGUUAGAGGACACACAGGCCAACAGUGCCCUUGGAGAUGAGGUGGAGGCCAUUGUCAAGGGUGUCUGUAAGCCGAAUGAAUUCGACAAGUUUUGCAUGUUCAUCGGGGACCUGGACAAGGUGGUGAACCUCCUGCUGUCCCUGUCAGGGCACUUGGCCCAUGUGGAAAAUGCCCUCAACAACUUGGACGACAUCAGUUCUCCUGGCGAUCGGCAAUCACUGCUUGAGAAGCAGCGGGUCCUCAUUCAGCAGCACGAGGACACCAAGGAGCUCAAGGAGAACCUGGAUCUCCAGGAGCACGUGGUGUUCGACAUCCUGGCCAGCUACCUGAGUGACGAGAGCCUGGCCGAUUAUGAGUACUUUGUCAAGAUGAAGUCGGCCCUCAUUAUCAAGCAGCGGGAGCUGGAGGACAAGAUCCAUCUGGGCGAGGAGCAGCUCAGGUGCCUGGUGGACAGCCUGCAGCCCAAGAGAAGCAAAUGAGUGGUCUCCUGGGGGCAGAGCUGGGCCUGUGUACCACCUUGGACAGCAGACCCCAGCCUGGAUGGAUGUCCAGUCGUGAGAACCCUCUCAUAGACAUGGCUGUUAGAAAACCGAUAAUUAGUGUUUGGGGUGAUGCAUUGGGUAUUUAGUUUUCCUUUGGAUGCUGAGCAGAGUGGCUCUCUGUGAGGUCCCAUGUAGCACGGGCUCUGGUUGCUGGCGAGCUUCUUCCUCAGAGACCAUGAGCUCCAUCCCAUGCAGCAUGCAAGGGCCCCUUGGCAGCGGUCGCUCUGGCUUCCUACAUCUCCUGCUGCUGACCUAGCCACUCAGGCAGAGAGCAGUGAGUUCCCAGGGUGCAUGCGAGGGGCACCUGGCUCACAGCUUCUCUUGUGAUCCACGAUGAGUGUCCUGCCAUGUUUUAUCCAUGUCCAUCCAAUGCUGUUAGUGUUCACUGUCUCAUAUAAUGUGCUCUCUGACCCAGCACAAACCUGUGAUGAUGAUGGUGGUGGUGAUAAUUUAUUAACAUAGUAGUUUCCAAGUGGUUAGAAACCAACUGUGAAAUGCAUAGCCUGUGUGUUGUCAUUCUAAAAGUGCCACUGGAGUCAUGUGCAUGCCUUCAAACCCACACACCAAGUGGACAGCUUCAGUCUGUCUCACCCAGGGGAGCGAGUCAGGAGAAUUUCUGCAAAGUGAAGCCUGGUAAAAGGUGUGUGCGGUCGUCCUGUGCUUGCUAGGUGUUUCCCGAGACCAAUGAUGGUUCUUAAAUUACUUUCUCCCCAGAGCAUUUGUGUCAUGUGCAUAUGGUCAUUAGUGGUAAUUGGCCACUUUUCUCUUUUUUACCUCUUUCAACCUGUCAGCAUGCCCUGAAGGCACAUUUCGUUUCCUAAGAGCCUGCCUCUGACUUCGGGGCUCUCUCUAGAACUUUGCCACAGAGUUGACUGACUCCAGGCCCUUUUUAUUGGUUAACAUUGCAAGAUUCUGAAGAGUCUAUUCACUGAAAACAACAACAACACUGUCAAGGUAUCAAUUUGCAGUUGACAAGUCAGGCUGAGGGAAAUGAUUUGUAAAUCACGUAUGUGACAAAGGAAUCAUCUCCAGAAUAUAUAAAGAACUCUAUACAACUCAACUGCAAGAAAACCAACAGUCCAGUUGAAACAUAGGCAAAACUUUUCACCAAAGAGGACAUAUGUGUGGCAAGUAAGUAUAGGAGAAAGAUGGUCAACUGCCAAUGUCUGGAUGGUAACUUAUUUUUACCUAAAUCACUGUGGAGCCAGUAUAUUUCUUCUCAAAUGCUCAUGUGAUGCAAUGUGUGGUUAAUGGUGGGAGAUCCCCUUGGAUGAGUUCAGGUCAGGGUAGCGUGGACAUUUGUUUGAUAGAGGGGUUAUUUGAAUCCCGUUUCCCCUUAUUCCAUAUAAAAGAAAUUUUCCAGCAGGUGGGGAGACCUCUCUGUCAGCAGUGACUGCCACCUAACCAAACAACACACACCCCAGUGUUUUAGGACCAUGGUCCAUGCUUCCUGAGCCACAGGCAGUGAGCCAGGAUCUCAGGUUGCGGUCUGGAUGUCGACUUGCCGUGUUGAAGGGUCUGCAUGGGACAGCUUCAGGGGCAUAGGCAGUCACCGCUCUUUUUGGCAACUGAACCAUGCCAAGAAGACAAAUGCCUUUCCAGGAGUGUUCACUGCUGUUAGUUAAGCUGUG